AUGGCGGCUAACCUUUAUCCACCAGACUCCAGCGGACUGAUUUGUAUCUGCAUUCUCCUGGGGGCCCUGUGGCAAAUACCGGCGGAACAGAUCCGCUACUCGGUGCCUGAGGAGCUGGAGAAAGGCUCUGCGGUGGGCCACAUUGCCAAGGACCUGGGGCUGGAGCCUCGGAAGCUCACGGAGCGCGGAGUCCGCGUCGUCUCCAGAGGUAAAACUCAGCUCUUUGCUCUGAACCCGAGAAGCGGCAGCUUGGUCACCGCUGGCAGGAUAGACCGGGAGCAGCUCUGUGACAGAUCUCCAAAGUGUAUGGCAAACCUGGAAAUUUUCCUAGAGGACAAAGCAAAGAUUUUUGGAAUAGAAGUGGAAAUAAUCGAUGUUAAUGAUAACUCGCCCACCUUUGGAACAGAGCAGAGGGAAAUAAAAGUUGCUGAAAAUGAAAAUCCUGGAGCACGAUUUCCUCUGCCUGAGGCUUUUGAUCCGGAUGUGGGAGUAAAUUCCUUGCAAGGUUAUCAGCUCAGCUCGAAUGUUCACUUCUCUCUGGAUGUGCAAAGUGGGGCAGAUGGAAUUAAGUACCCGGAGUUGGUGCUGGAGCAGGCCCUAGAUCGCGAGGAAGAGGCGGUUCUCCACCUCGUUCUUACUGCCUUUGACGGAGGUGACCCAAUCCGCUCUGGUACUGCCAGUAUUCAUGUAAUACUUUUGGACAUCAAUGAUAAUGCUCCUGUAUUCACUCAACCGGAGUACCACAUAAGUGUUCAGGAGAACUUGCCUGUGGGUACCCGCCUACUCACCAUAAAAGCCACUGAUCCUGAUGAAGGAACCAACGGGGAAGUGACUUAUUCUUUCCGAAACGUAAGAGACAAAAUAUCCCAGCUAUUUCAGUUGAAUUCUCUGACAGGGGACAUAAUAAUAUUGGGGGAUCUAGAUUAUGAGGACUCUGGAUUUUAUGACAUAGAUGUAGAAGCUCAUGAUGGACCUGGUCUCCGAGCCAGAAGUAAGGUACUGGUGACCGUUUUGGACGUAAAUGACAAUGCUCCAGAAGUCACGGUUACCUCUCUCACCAGCUCAAUCCAAGAAACCUCUUCUCCAGGUACAGUAAUUGCAGUUUUCAAUGUGCAUGAUGGUGACUCAGGAGAGAAUGGAUUUGUCACUUGUUCUAUUCUGGAUAAUCUGCCAUUCAGGCUUGAAAAGACCUAUGGAAAUUACUAUCAACUCUUGAUACAUAGAACUCUGGACAGGGAAGAAGUUUCAGAAUAUAACAUUACGAUAACUGCCACUGACCAGGGAAGUCCUCCUCUGUCUACAGAGACUCAUAUCUCACUGCAGGUGAUGGACAUCAAUGAUAAUCCACCCACCUUCACACAUGCAUCCUAUUCUGCCUACAUUCUGGAAAACAACCCCAGAGGAGCAUCCAUCUUAUCCAUGACAGCCCAGGACCCUGACAGUGGUGAGAAUGCCCAUGUCACCUACUCUCUGGCAGAGGACACCAUCCAGGAGAAAACUUUGUCCUCCUAUGUCUCCAUCAACUCCAACACUGGUGUCCUGUAUGCACUGUGCUCCUUUGAUUAUGAGCAGCUCCAACACUUGAAGCUACUGGUGACAGCCAGGGACAGUGGGAACCCUCCACUCAGCAGCAAUGUAUCUCUGAGCCUGUUUGUGCUGGAUCAGAAUGACAACAUUCCUGAAAUCCUGUAUCCUGCCCUCCCCACUGAUGGUUCUACUGGUGUGGAGCUGGCUCCCCGUUCAGCAGAGCCUGGAUAUCUGGUGACCAAAGUGGUGGCAGUGGACAGAGACUCAGGACAGAAUGCCUGGCUGUCCUACCGCUUGCUCAAGGCCAGUGAACCAGGGCUCUUCUCAGUGGGGCUGCAUACUGGUGAGGUGCGCACAGCACGGGCCCUGCUGGAUAGAGAUGUGCUGAAGCAGAGUCUUGUGGUGACUGUCCAGGACCAUGGCCAGCCCCCUCUGUCAGCCUCUGUCACACUCACCAUAGCUGUGGCUGACAGCAUCCCUGAUGUCCUGGCAGAUCUGGGCAGCAUCAGGACUACCGACCCUGAUGGUUCAGACCUCACCCUCUACUUGGUGGUGGCAGUGGCUGCUGUCUCCUGUGUCUUCCUUGCCUUUGUCAUUUUGCUGUUGGCACUCAGGCUACGACGCUGGCACAUGAAUCGCCUACUUCAUGCUGCAAGUAGCAGGUUUGGUGAAGUGUCUGUACCACAAUUUGUAGGCAUGGAUGGGAUGCAGGCAUUCCUUCAGACCUAUUCCCAUGAGGUCUCCCUCACUGCAGACUCCAGGAAGAGCCACCUGAUAUUCCCUCAGCCCAACUAUGCAGACACGCUCAUCAGCCAGGAGAGUUGUGAGAAAAAUGAGCCUCUUCUAGUUCCACAGGAUUUAGGUGAAACUAAAGGAGACCCCAAUCUUCUUCAGGUGAGUCAAUCCUAUAAUCCAUCCUAA
This is a messenger RNA of Marmota monax (woodchuck), 2448 nucleotides long. Its product is annotated as protocadherin gamma-A4-like. NCBI's taxonomy places the organism in Eukaryota, Metazoa, Chordata, Mammalia, Rodentia, Sciuridae. Gene Ontology annotation, biological process: homophilic cell-cell adhesion. The record is from RefSeq and is a predicted model, not a curated record. Bases 1 to 2448 code for a protein of 815 amino acids. Gene Ontology annotation, cellular component: plasma membrane. The transcript has a single exon. Gene Ontology annotation, molecular function: calcium ion binding.